CUAAUGUCAUUUUUCAUUAUCAUGGCGGAGGACGAGGAUGGUGUUUCGAAUAAGAAGUCGCCUCAAAAUACGAAUAACGGAGAAUCCUCGCAGGACAAUGAACAGAACGCGGCUAAACCUGAUUUAGGCAUCGAAGAAGCAAAGUACAAUAGCAAUGAAAAUGGUGACACAUCGCCCGCAGAGGCGAAAAGUUCUUCUUCCAAAUCUACGGGGGCGACGCGGAAAGAUGAGAACCCGUUUUCGUUCCGGCAUUUCCUGAAACGAGAUCUCUCGUUGCCUGGAAACUCAACGUACGAAAACACUGGCGCCCGUCCGAAGGUGUAUGCGAACACCGUGCAGCAUUCGCCAACCAAAAUAGAUGUUCACGCUGACUCGCGGCGGGAGAAAGCCCGCUCGAGUGAGUCCCAAGCCAAAGAGAAGACUAGCGAGGGCAGCAGCCAUCGUAUAAGUGACAACACAUCCUCAAGUAGUUCUGUAGAAAUACCUUUUAGUGUAGUGGACAACUCUGAUUCUAAGCAUAACUUUUACACAGACAAUAAUGACGUGCCGUUUUACCACAGGCCAAAUCUGGCAUCGGAACCUUUAGGGAUGCCUUCACUACCAGAUUUUGUGCAAGACCACAUUCUGGUUGAACAGGCAUAUUUGAACUUUAACGGCCCAAUAUCAGUUGAUUUGGAUAACUUACCAGACUUUACGUUUAAUACUAGUUUCAAUGCGGGGUCAUCUUCCUCACUGGGGAGGAGAAAUAAUAGUAAUUAUGGUGGUAGGAGUUAUGACUAUGAAGCUUAUAUGGGGGCGGCAUCUACGUCUAGUGAGGCAGGCCAGGCCGGGAGCGGUAUUCCACUGGACCUGCCAGCGGGGGCCGAGGCUGCAGGGCCUAUGCCUCUGGAUCUGCCGCCUCAUCUGAACUUGGAUCUGACAGAGUCUGUGAACCCAGCAGACAGGAGGAAUGUAUCUCCAAGAAGCACAUUUCCUUUGGACCUACCGCCUAAUGCUGGCGCGGAGUCGAUGUGCAUGCCGGACUUCCUGCCGGUGCACCCCGGGCGGACGUCGCCGGAGCCCGAGCACCAGGACGAGCAGAUGCAGCAGAUCAUAGCCGAGCUGGAGCGGACCAGAUCUGAGUUGUUCACGGAACGUUCCCGUCGCUCUCGCGUGGAGGAGGAGUUGUCUGUGGCGCGGGAGGCGCACACGCAGCUGCGCGCUGAACUGGCGCGGGUCCGACGCGCGACUCGCGAAGACUCGCACGCCUCAGACGCCGCCACGCCGCGAUCAUCAGAUAGUGAAGCAACGAUAGCUAAAUUGAAGAAUCAAAUUAAAAAAUUAAAGAGAACUCCUGGCUGGCUUGGAACAGCUGAAAACAUUGAGCACCUCAUUAGACGGGACAUGAUGCUGAGCCCCCCCCCCCCCCCCCCCGCGACUCAUGCAGGACCCCGCAUAUGCGAUGCGCGCCUCAUGCCACGCUCUACAUAUGCCUGCGUUGUUUGUCUCCUAAUAUGCGGACUAGUACACAAGUUCGAUUUUAGUUAAUAUUCUGACUGUACGAUAAAAAACAUAUACUGCAACCGUUUCAAAUAAGAAACAGAUUAAAAAAUGUAUAUACUUAUUAUGUCGUGUACGAUUCCUAGUAUAAUUUUCGUUGGCCAAUCACAGCCAAGUGCGCGCGCAUCGUAUGCGGGUUUCGGUAGUUGGAAGCUACUAGCGUUCUCUCCCCACAUUUGUUUAUACCUUGCGUAUGACUUAAUAUAUUCCGAUUGGACUAAUCCGAAAAUAUAUAUAAAAAGUGAACAGCCGUCAUAGGUUUUCACAAUCAAAGCGAAAAUAGAGAUAUCGACCUAGGUAAUCUUUCAUAAAUCUAUUCAAUCCGUCAGUUAAAUAGUAAUAUAUUAAAUACGUUUUUUUAAUUAUUUUAUCUGUCAUUAAACUACUAAGAUAUCGCCAAUUAAGGUUAUGGAGUUGUUGCGUCACUGCUCUAAAUUUUGUCGUGAAUUGUUACGUCAUAGAAUAUUUUAAUAUAAUGUAUCGCGGUAAAUUUUUAAUUAUCUUGGAGAUAAAAUAAAUGUAAUGUAAAUAACAGAAGUUAAAUAUGCUUUAUGUAAAGUAAUUUCUCUCUCUAAUUCCAAUCGGAAUAUAUCAUGAUUAAAAAACAAAUAUUAAUUUAAAUACAACGAUCAUCGAAACUUAAAUUAUGUAUAGUAUUAAAACUCUUCCAUUUUCUAUAAGUUGUUUUAAAUUUAGCCAAUUGGUUGUCAUUUUUUUAUAAAGCGUUGACUGAGAGUUGAAUCUUGGAAUAUUCGAACACUUGCCUAGUUUUCUUUUGUCAACAACAAAUAUUGAGUUGGUUUUCAACGUCUUACGAAAAUCAAACUUAAUGCUUUGAUAUAAAGACGCUUUUUGUGUGAUAAGGGUAUGUACAUACAAACCAGAUAUCAAUUUAUAAUAUCCUUAGUUAUUAUAAACCCAAAAAAACAUUUUUCUUCCCACUACUGACUGGUUCAAUAAAAGCUUUUAUUGAUAAGCGAUUAAGGUUGAUUUUCGUAAUUUGUCUGGGGUAUGGUGCAGACAAUCAUAUAAUGAUUCUUAUUGUUGAUGGUGAUCUGGGAAUGAAUGUUUUGUUGCCUUCUACACCCCUGAUAAUUGUAAUACGCUGGAAAGAAUAAUUCUUUAACUACAAACUGUGUUUGGCACAUGGACUGUGAAAAUGCUGGGGGAUUGUGUAGAAUUAUAGAGAAUAAAGUGGAGAUAUUUGUUAUUUAAUGAAAUUGAGAAGAGUUUCCUUUUGCGUGACUGAUUUUAAUUGGAUUGGAAUUACAUUUAUAAGACACUGUCUCUCCCAUAUAUUUAUAAAUAAUUUAGAAUAGUAAUAAAUUAGAUAAUGCAAUAAUAGUUAUUUAUAAUUUUAAGCAUAAACAACAAAAACUUAGGACAUGGAGUCUAGGUCUGAAAACGACCACAUGACCCUCUACCCCUAAAACAUAUUGGCGGUCCAUGCGCCAAACCUGUAAGUCCAACGCCAUAACGGCUCAAGAUGUUCCAUAACCCCUAAUAAAACAUCAUCAGUAUGCGACAAAGUGAUAUUGGGUUCUGUAGGAGCAAUGUCGCUUCUACUACUUGCAACUGUUUGUUAGGUCGAGCAAAAAAACUGACCUUUCAUUGAACUGAAUAAAAAAUAUAAAAACCCAUGUUAUAACGUAAUCGCGCACGGACUGCGAUGUCAGCAAACAGGUUCUAUGCUAUCAUUUUGAGGUCUGAGGAACCCUAAAAAUGGUAACUGUUCUGUACAUUUAUCUUAACUCGCUCACGUUGGCGUAUAAUUCGUGUUUCAUUUCAAAGAAAUAUGUUUGUUUCAUUUCUUUAGUGCUCAUAAUAAAAGCUUUGCUUGGUUUGAGACUAGAUGGCGUUGUAUGGAAGUUAUAGAUUUUAAAAUAUGCUCACUACGACCUUUAGUACCGACUAGCCGUAACGGCGAACUACGUACCGCCUAACAGUCGAUGAUAACAAUGCAGACAAAAAUACAACUUUUGCCGCAACUUUCCCAUUAUUUUAUUCCUUGCUUGGACUUGCACUAGCAUUUCAAUGCUAAAAUAAGCCGUCGGUUUAGCAGUUCUCGAUUUUUAGCGAGACUAACGAACAGCAAUUAAUUUUUAUAUAAGUAAGGUAUAUCAAUAAAGCGAUUUUUCAAUAAGAUCAGCUACUUUCCUAAAAUCGCUAGUCCAGCGUAUUACAAAGCCCGCGUUCUAAAUGAGAUAAAGCCAACAUUCUAUUACCAGAAAUGAAAUCUCGACCUUAAGGCAAUAUGAAUAGAUAACAAUUUGUUGUAACUGUACUUUCUAAAGUUCCCUAAACAAUCUAAAAGAAAUGUAGUUGUGUUGUAUGAAAUACGUAAACUUUAAAGAAUAUUAAAACUUAGGUAAUUGAAAUAGAGUAUGUAUUUCGUUGCUUGGAAAAGUGCAUCGCAAUAUUAUGAGGUUGUAUUAAAAGUAUUUAAGAAAUUUUCAGGUACUAGGUUAUUAACUUAAUAAGGUUAUUUGUCUAAAAUAUUUAAUUAGACCGUCAGCUAGAUUUCAAAAAUAUUAGAUUUUUUUUUGGAUAAUAAAUUAAAAAAAAAUACGAGAAAUAUGGUGAAAAUUUUAGGAAUUGGGAGAAUAUCAAUUGUCGGUGAAAGUACUGAAAAGUGAGGUAACCAGAGAUUCUAUCUGAUUAAGGGCCUGUUUAAGUGAUUAAGGGACUUGAUAGAUUUUAACAAAGAAUGACAAAUUUUUCAAUUUAUCUGCCAGAUAGCGGCUAAUCAGUGAUUGUGGCACAGACGCUAAAUAGUUUUCUUUUUGGUUAAGUGUUAUCACAACAAAAUAAAAAUUACGUAUCCGAUUUUUUCUAAGUCUAACUGACAGGCAGACAGACAGUUGUAGAUAGAACGUAGUAUCCAUUAUCUAAUACUGUCCGUUUUAAACAAUCGUGUCUAGUGGCUAUGUUUUCCCGAGCUUUGCUCUCGACUACCACCCGUUAUCAGUUUAAACUUAUACUGGAUUUUUCAUGAGGCGACUGCUAAAAUGAGGUUUUAGUCUCUUCCAAAACUGCAAUAUUUCUUUUAGAUGUGGUUUUAGGCCCUAUGAGCUCCACAACCUACUUUACUGUGACACAGUUGCCCUUUAUAUGUAAUUAAGGUAAACUUCACUUAUUGUAGCUAAAAACGUGAUAUAUUAUGCAAUUGAUUUUUAGUUUAAAAGUUCUUUACAAAUUCGCUAAAUGUACAUAUUUUUAUACUGAUAUUUCAUGAGGUUUUCGUUCCCAGAUUUACCGAUUUUGAAAUCAGGAAUAGGGAUGAUGACUCGGUGUGAAAAGAAAAUGUUUUAAGUCCGCCAGAUAGGUAAUUAAAAAUAUUAGGCGUUUUGUGCCUGAAAAAUAAGCAAUUUAAGCAUGUCACGUAACAACUUCUCAAAAUUGAUACACAUAAGUGACGUCACGCAAAACUUCCAUUAAAUGUGAUUCAAUCAAUCAAUGGAAAACAUACUUACCCAUUAUUAUUAAUUAAUCUAAAUGACGGACAAUUAAAAAUGAAAUUGUCAUCAUUCCUAUUAUCGUUAACAUAGUACAGUUGUGCACAACAGUGGUAAUAGACGUCGGCAAUCUUUCCGAAGCAGUGAGUGAAUAAACAUUUGUGUGCUCGAUUGUACUAUAACAGUAUGUCAUAAUAUCAAUGAUAUAGCGAAACUAAAGUUAUCAAUGGAGUAGUCUUAAAUAUACAAAUUUGUAUUAAAUAUUGUUUUCAAAUGCAUUAUUUUGCUAUGAAGAAUAAUGUAGUCUGAAUCGAAUAUGAUUAAUGUUUAGAGAUAUGUUGGCGUUGAUUCUUUUGUUCACGAGCUUACGGGGAUUAGAGAAUUGCCUUUUUUUCUCUGUGAGUGUAUCUUCCUAUCGUAUGCCAAGAAUAGUGGAGCCGACUGAACUAAAAAAAAAUUGUCGCCUUAAAAAUCGUGUUAUUAAAUGCUCACACAUUGAAUGAUCAUUUAUGAUAUCUAUUUUUUUUGUUAUUACCUAAUUAAAAAACUACUACUUAUAUCCACCACUUUUCACUAACAAGUAAAUAUCUAUUUUAAUCUCAGAUUAUAUCGUGAACAAAAGAGUUAUCAGCAUAAAUUGAAUCUUCGCUAAAAUUGUAAAUAGGAACAAAUACAUAUAUUUUUGUGUGCCAUUGAGGCUGUAUUCAUUUAUGUAGAGGACAGACAUUGCUUUAUAUCUAACGUUUUUAUAACUGUGUACAAGCCCCUUUAGACAAGUGACAUAGAUCGCUCGAAUGUACAGAAGUGACAAAAUAUUCACAAAGAUAAAGAUCACCUUAAAGUGUCUUGCUGUCUCUGUAAUAGUCCAUUGAAAUGUUACAUUUGCGGAUCGCGUUUUCUAAGAGACGCAGUUUUAUUUUUCUUAUGUGUAGGUGAAGAGUUAAGUAAAGCUAAAACCAAGUUUGUGGUGUUGACACCUUCGCCCCACGGCCUCCACCUUGAAGUUAAUCGUAAUGGUUUUUACGAUAUAUCCCUCAAACUGUUUAUCUGAUCAAAAAAAGUUGACAUUUUUUUGAUGCUUAUUAAAUUCUCUAUAACUUGGAUUCAGUACAUUUUUGUUUUAGAACUAUAAAUAAAAAAGUUAUUAGCAAAAAUGUUAAAAAAUUCAAGAAUUUCAAUGGAUUAUAAAGGAAACUUAUUUUGAAAUACCUCUAUACGUACUGUGAUUUGUUCAUGUGCAAAUAUGUGGAUAAUAGAGAAAUUGAUAUCAACGGUGGGUGAUCGAAAUGUAUCUUGUCUACUUGGGGCUCAAUCUAAGCAUCACUUGAAAUGUUAAAUGUAAAAAAAAACUUGUUAGCAGUAAGGUAAUGUUCUUCCUGCCAUCAAAUAAUUUCAUAUCUUAUAUAGAUAUAUGUAUAACGUCUGAAGUCCGAAACUCUGAAUAAUUUAACACUAAUUUGUGCUUGUUCGACAAAUGUUAUUGUACAUUAAACUGUGAUUCAUUAUUUUA
Messenger RNA from Trichoplusia ni (cabbage looper), 6504 nucleotides. RefSeq lists its product as uncharacterized. Gene Ontology annotation, cellular component: centrosome; recycling endosome; early endosome. Gene Ontology annotation, biological process: positive regulation of protein localization to cilium; regulation of cytokinesis; positive regulation of cilium assembly. The record is from RefSeq and is a predicted model, not a curated record. The transcript is spliced from 6 exons. The coding region runs from base 4 to 1527 and encodes 507 amino acids. NCBI's taxonomy places the organism in Eukaryota, Metazoa, Arthropoda, Insecta, Lepidoptera, Noctuidae.